This is a messenger RNA of Lathyrus oleraceus (garden pea), 546 nucleotides long. Its product is annotated as defensin-2-like. Lineage: Eukaryota; Viridiplantae; Streptophyta; Magnoliopsida; Fabales; Fabaceae. The record is from RefSeq and is a predicted model, not a curated record. Gene Ontology annotation, biological process: defense response. The coding region runs from base 112 to 336 and encodes 74 amino acids. The transcript has 2 exons.
UCUUACGAUCAUCACAUAUAUAUCAAACACAUACAUAUAAUAUAACAUAUUAGUAAGUGUUAUUGAAGUGAGUUAUAUUUAAGUUUAUAUAUUCAUACCACUACUUAAGCCAUGGAGAAGAAAGCAGUAGCUGCCUUGUCCUUCCUCUUUCUCGUUCUCUUUGUUGCACAAGAAAUAGCGGUGAGUGAGGCAAAAACUUGUGAGAAUUUGUCUGGGACAUUCAAGGGACCAUGCAUCCCAGAUGGUAACUGCAACAAACAUUGCAGGAACAACGAGCACUUACUCAGUGGGAGGUGCAGGGAUGAUUUUCGCUGCUGGUGCACUCGAAACUGUUAACUCAGUUUUCUCCAACACGCAGGGACAUUAUAUGUAUAAAUAUAAAUAAAACUAUGAUAUGAAUAAAUAAAAUAACAUGCAGUAUUUGUACUGCACCUGUAUGUUGUACUGCGUGAUUGUGAAUUAUGUGUGUACUCAAUAUCGUGCAUAACGUCUUUGUUAUGCACUUUGUUAUAUGGAAUAAAACACUAGUAAUCAUAAGUUCCUUUA